Messenger RNA from Phycodurus eques (leafy seadragon), 3260 nucleotides. RefSeq names its product WAS/WASL interacting protein family, member 2a (gene wipf2a). The transcript has 8 exons. The record is from RefSeq and is a predicted model, not a curated record. Gene Ontology annotation, molecular function: actin binding. Lineage: Eukaryota; Metazoa; Chordata; Actinopteri; Syngnathiformes; Syngnathidae. Bases 581 to 1879 code for a protein of 432 amino acids.
CUCCAUUUUGUGUCGCUUCCUCGCUUCGUUUCCGGGCAUGUCGAGAAGUCUCCGGCGCUAGAAAGCACAUUAGCCCAAUCAGCAAAACAGGAUGGCUCCGCGAACGCGUCAACGACAGUGCGCUUAAAUGUUUUCCGUUUCAAAGACGAGCUGUCCAAAGGUCGCCUCGGAAUCCAUCGCCGUCCCGUCGUCAAAACUUGCCGCUGACAGCUGAAAGUAAACAGCUACAUGCUAAACACUUAGCUUCACUUUAGCUUCUCUUUAGCUACAGGGCUAACUUGCAGGCUAAACCGCCGGUGGCCGUGGAGCCCUAAGCGUAGCUGGGUCUCGGUAGCAGGCUAACGUGACUUCUGCCGUUGCUGGUGUUUUAUUUUCUCCUCGCCAGCGGCCUGCUGUUAGAAUUUUAUCCACCGCCAAGGAAGGAAGGAAGGAAGGGUUUGCCACUUUUUUUCCCCCUUCAUGUUGUUUUUGUACCACCUCUUCGUCAAAAUUGGGAGUUUGAGCAUAUUGCAGCAGCAGAGACACUGAAGUACAGUGUACUUAAAUAAUAAUAAGAAGGAGGUACCAACAGAGGGACAGGAUGCCCAUUCCUCCCCCUCCUCCGCCUCCUCCGGGACCCCCGCCUCCUCCAACCUUCCAUGAGUCCAACACCACUCCUCCCAAGCUGAGUUCAUCAGAGACGAAAGGCAGGGGGGCUCUGCUGUCUGACAUCCACAAGGGCGCCAGACUGAGGAAAGUGGGCGUUGUCAAUGACCGCAGCUCCCCCAUUAUCGAGAAAUCUGGAGGAGGAGGAAGUGGUCCUAUGGGAAUGGGGGGCCUCUUCCAAGGAGGUAUGCCAAAGCUGCGACCACAUGGAGAUGGUUCAUCGGGCGGCUCAGUGGGCAGGUCUGCCCUGAGGCCGCCGGGGUCCCGGUCACCGGCCCCCCGCCCUCCGUCGGGCCGCUCAGCGUCACCGUCUCCCCCAGAGCAUCAGCGCUCCCAUCGACCCUCCCUGCCCGACAUCACUCGCCCCCCCAACACCAGCAGCUCCUCCUCGGGCGGCGGCAUGAAGCACAGCACAUCUGCUCCGCCCCCCCCGCCGCCCUUCAACCGGGGCGGCCGCGGCAACGCCCCGCCCACCCCCAACCUGAAGGUGUCGGCGGCCUCGUCCUCUGCGCAGAAGCCCCUGCCGCCUACGCCCAGCCGAGGCCUUGCUCCUUCCAACGCCCUCAAGAACGCCCUGGCUUCAAGCCGGCCCCCCACUAGUGGUUCUUCGGCGCCGCCCCCUCCACCGCCCUACAGGAUGCAAACGUCGCUCUCCAACGGGCCGGCCCAGACCGACGGGGGGGGUGCCCCGGAGCUGCCGCAGAGGCACAACUCGCUGACCAAGAAGCACACGGCACAGGGGCGCAACCAUGCCCCUCCCCCACCGCCAUCCCCGUCGCCAUCCCAGCAGGUUAGCCGACCGCCGCCCCCUGCUAGGGAGCCACCAGGACGCAGAGCAGCCCCCCAGGCACCCCUUUCCGCCGCCCGCAACGGCAAUCGCGACGCCCCUCCACUGCCGCCACCGUACCGUGGCCACAGCUCAGCCCCGUCGGAGCCCCCGGGCCGGGGGGUUAGACCGCCGCAUCCGCCCUCCUUCUCAUCCUCCUCCUUGUCCUCAUCCUCCCGCACCCCCGCUGGACCCCCGCCGCCGCCCCCACCCAUCCGAAACGGGCACUCCGCUGUCUCCAACUCUUCCAAGUCCAUCUUGGAUGAUUUUGAAUCAAAGUUCAACUUCCACCCCAUGGAGGACCUUCCGCCUCCAGAGGAGUAUCGCCAUUUCAACAAGGUCUACCCCAGCAAGAGCGGCAAGGGCAUUUUGCGAGGAGCUCCCCCUGCCCCUCCAGUGGGAAGGUGAACAUCCCACAAACCUCAGGACUUGAACUCAUCAGCCAAGCGUCUGGUCUGGUCUGGUGGGGGAAUGAGGACACACACACACACACACACGCACAACCAAACACUAACCAUGUGGACUUGUCAAGAAGAGAAGACGCCUCAUGAGACUUUUUGACGUUUGUGUUUCUCAAACGUUUUAAGGACCCCAAAAAAACUUCACAAGCAUCCAUAACUGCACAUUCCCUCUUUUGAUAGACUUUUUUUUUUUCUUUCUUUUGUCGGGUGCCAGCAUUGAUCAUGUGGGACACACACGAUCAUGCAUGAAUGUGGGCUCUCUUUUUCCCUCUUAAUUUUUAUUUUUUUAUUUUUUAAAUCGCUCCAGGGUGCGCUUGGAACGACUACAUCCGUGUGCCAAAGGUGGGUGGAGCUUAAUGAUGAACCCAAUCCAAAAGUUGAUUGAUAGACACCUCGUCUGAUUGUUGAGCUUCACAUUCCGUAUGGUGUUUAUUUUGUUUUGGGGGCGGGGUAAUUCCUGUUUUGAGCCCCCCACCCCGCUGUCUUCUGCUAUUCUUAACGGGGGGGUGUUUGUAUACGUAUUUUCAUGUUGCACAGCGGCCAGCAGUCUCGCAUGACACCCAUUUUUGCACUUGCGGGAACAGGUCAUGUAAUAACUGUAAUAACGUGUAAUUAAUGUGUAAUAACUGUGUAAUAACAUCAGAGCCAGCGCCUCGCUUUUGAAUGACUGCGUUUACUGGGCCGCCAUUCGGCUGACUGUAAAGGGAUCGUUUCGGAGGGAGCUGGCAUCCAUCAGCCAGGAAGUGACCAUCAGCUGCUUUUACUAUGCAAGAAUUUGUACAGGUCGUAGUUGCUAGCAGCUAACCAAAAAAGUAAAUAAAAUUUAAAAAAAAAAAAAAACUAAAAAAAGAAACACUAAAGUGCCAGAGAGAGAGAGAGUACGUAGUGGACGGGGAGCGUCUUUUUACGUCACUUUUAAUGAUCAUAAAGCUUAAAAGAAAAAACACUAAAAAACGAUUCACCUGUGAAUCCACAAGAUGAAAAGACAGAGAUGCAGCGCCACCUGCUGCUAGUUGGUUGCCUUACACGCGUCUCGUCCCAUAACGGUACCUGUGCUACUUUUUCUUUUUUUCAAAAAAAAAUAUGUCUAUUUGCAAAUGUAUAUUUACACCAUAGAAUAUGAUAAUCCUAGUUACCAUUGAUCUAUUUUUGUGCUGUACAGAGUGUAAUAUAGGAACAUUCUACUAAGGAGCAGCGCACACUGUCAUCAUCAUCAGGGUCACGCUGGUGUCACGUUUGCCGCCUCACAUGGUUUCCUGUUAAUCAGCCAUCUUUUUAUCACUUGAAAACAUUUUGAAUAAAUAUAUUCCUGGUGGGGAAAAGGGGAA